Messenger RNA from Anas platyrhynchos (mallard), 1713 nucleotides. The record is from RefSeq and is a predicted model, not a curated record. NCBI's taxonomy places the organism in Eukaryota, Metazoa, Chordata, Aves, Anseriformes, Anatidae.
GUCCAAGCUGAUUUAACAAAAAACACACGUCUGUCUUGUUCUGGAUUAAAACGUGCUGUGACAGCCUGAGCCAAGCCUGGGGGAAAGCCUGGUGAGAGCAGGCUAGGAGCAGAAGAUGCAGUCUCUUGUGCGUCUGGACCAUCGUGCCCUCCAUUAAGCUGCCCAAACGAGAAUACCCUCGGCAACCGAGCCCUUCGUAGCCCUGUUGCAAAAGAUCUGCUCAACUGGUGGAAAAUGGAAAGAAAGAGGAAGUGAAAAAGAAAAGAAAAGAGGCAAGAGGAUUCAGCAGUAAACAUUUUUAGCCACUUCUGACCCAUUGCCCUGUAGGACUUCAGAAAGCCCAGAUGAUCUGAAGGACUUCUGCACAACUUUGCAGGCCAUGCUCACUCAGCCCAAAUACCAGGGUGCUGCCACUGGUGACGAAGCACAGAGAAAGGUCCAAAGAGGUCACCUGUUGACAAGACGUUAGCCUUUUAUUCCACAACCUUCUGAAGAGAAUGGCUUUACGGAACAGAAUCCACACACAGGAUUUGGAUGAUGACUGCAAGGUCCAACAAGUGCACGAGGCAGAGACAUGGGCAAGCAUUUGCAAUAAUCAGGCUGUUAAUCAAUGACUUCCUCUUUAAUCCUGAAAACAAACUAGAAGUUGUGAAAUGCAGGGACACAAUACGCAAUAACGUGAUCUAAUCUGCAAAGUGACAAGGCUGAGAGUGGAAGUCCUGACAAGAGCAAUGGCUCCAGCAUGGCCAAAGUGGUGGGAUGGUCACUUAGAUUAGUGCACUGCGAGGCAGCAUCCAAAGUGCAUGAAGAGCAAAGUGGUGACCUGCAGGCUGUGCAGGGUCCACCUCCUUCUGCAAGCAGGCCAUGCUGAAUUUCCUCCACAGGGCCUGAAUGGGACAAUCAGUGAUGGGGCAUUUGCUUGGAAGACAGAGGAGAGCAGUGAAAAUCAGCUCGUGGCCAUGUGAGGCGUGACCUGACAGAGGAGCUGCAGAACUUGGCUUCCAAGCACCCCAACCUGGUCAUCGUCCCACUCGAAGUCACCAAGCCCGCCAGCAUCAAGGCAGCUGCAGCCAGCAUCGGGGAGCGCCUCAAGGACUCGGGUCUCAACCUCCUCAUCAACAAUGCUGGCAUGCUGGUUUACAAGACGCUUGACACUGAGACACAGGAGGACAUGGCCCAGGUGUACGCCACCAACACCAUUGGGCCCCUGCUGCUGAGCCAGGAAUUCCUACCCCUGCUGAAGAAGGCUGCCCAAGGGAGCCCAGGCUCCGGGCUGAGCUGCAGCAAGGCAGCCAUCAUCAACAUUUCCAGCGUUGGCGGUUCUAUCAAGGAAGUCCAUAUGUGGAAAUCUGCACAAUGUGUCUCAUAUCGCUGCAGCAAGGCUGCUCUGAACAUGCUCACCAAGUGCCAGUCCUUGGGCUAUCGGGAACACGGCAUCCUCUGUGCUGUUUUUCAUCCUGGCUGGGUACAGACAGAUAUGGGGAACACAGCUGGAGACAAGCCCCCUGUGACAGUAGAUGAGAGUGUAGGAGGGAUGCUGAAGGUGAUGUCCUCCCUCUCCGAGAAGGACACCGGGACCUUCCUGGACUGGGAAGGGAAAGUAGUGCCCUGGUGAGAUGCUGGCCCAGCCUCAUGCCCGGAUCCUGGCAGCGGCCCCUCUGCUGCUGCCCAACCUCCCCCACAUCCUCAAUAAACUCUUUUCUUAAAACAGUA